Fonsecaea nubica is the source of this 1539-nucleotide messenger RNA. RefSeq lists its product as hypothetical. The record is from RefSeq and is a predicted model, not a curated record. The coding region runs from base 1 to 1539 and encodes 512 amino acids. Lineage: Eukaryota; Fungi; Ascomycota; Eurotiomycetes; Chaetothyriales; Herpotrichiellaceae. The transcript is spliced from 5 exons. Gene Ontology annotation, biological process: arachidonate metabolic process. Gene Ontology annotation, cellular component: membrane.
AUGGAGGAGAGCAUUAAGAAAUUUCGGGAUGCCGCGGAAGAAUUCAUGAGACAGAUACGAGCCGACGAGAGUGUGUCAGGAGAGCGAUGGGACGACGUCCUCUCAAUGGUCACCAAUAUCCGGAUCGGCAUCAAGGAGCUCGAAGAAAAACUUAUCCCGAUCGGCUUGGUGCACGGCCGAACGUACCAGGGCCUCAAGAACCGAAUCGACUAUAUGACCAAAACACUAAACCAUGGGCCUCGUUACGAAGAUUUGUCUUUUGACUUGUCAAGCUCACAUGCAAAGUUUAUCAACGACAUCGAACUCGUCAAAGCCCACUACAGCGAUAAACGGAAAGCCUUGUUUACGGGCGGGCGUCUUUUGUCCAUAGAUGGUGGCGGAGUCCGCGGGGUCUGCAGUCUUCUAGUGCUGCAAGGUCUGAUGAAAGCAAUACAGGCUGUUGAGAAAAAUGAACACCUGAAUCUAGAACAGAACUGGGAUACGGAUGAAGAGAGUAACCGAGACCUGCCAUUACCGAAGCACUAUUUCGACUUGGUCGGCGGAACAAGUACUGGGGGCCUCAUCGCAAUAAUGCUCUUCCGUCUCGGUAUGCCUAUACCUACGGUAAUGGCAAAGUAUGACGAGCUCUCGAAGAGGAUAUUCAAGCCCGGCAUUUCAAGAGGUCUGGGCACUUUCUUUAAACCACUGUUCAACAGACCAUGGUUCAGCGGGUCGGAACUGGAGAAAGAAGUGAAGAAGGUUCUGGUAGACCAGAACCUGCGGGAGGACGCAAUGAUGCAGGAGGAUGGAGUGAGAUGUCGAACCUUUGUUUGCGCUGUCACAAAGAGGACACGCCAUACUGUCAACUUUCGCUCAUAUCAUCCACAAGAGCUCAGGAUGCCGUACCACAUCCCUUGCAGCAUUGUCGAGGCGGCACGAGCCACAACUGCGGCACCCUUCUACUUUCCAGCCAAGAAAAUUGACGGUAUAACAUUCUGGGAUGGCGGCUUGCAGAACAAUAACACAAUCGGCCAAGUUCUGGGCGAAUACGGUCCCGGGAUUCCGGCCGUGGUCAUCAGUCUCGGCACAGGAAUUUCGAGCACAGGUCUAGGUCAGGAGCGACCUCAGGAGAAAUCGGAUGCUCCAAACUAUACUGAGAUUAAGGACCUUGAGAGCCCCUCGUUUUCGUGGCCGGCGCUUUCACAAAUCCGAGCUGUGUUGGAAUUCGUGACGAACGCAGAGAAUGAGCACCGCAGCUUUGAACAGUUCCUCUCCUCGUUGGAGAUACCCUACUUUCGGCUCAAUCCGACCAUGAAGGAAGUCGUCGGUCUGUCAGAUUACACAAGACUGGACUACCUCAAGGAAAAGACGAAGAAUUACUUGGAACAAAGAAAUGUUCAGAAUGAUCUAGAAAAAAUUGCUCGGCUACUGCUUCGGCCACUGCCAGUGGACCCUCUGGGAUUGGACGACGAGAUGCACCCACAGACAGUCCACCUUCCUGUGGUAAGAUCAUCUGGUGAGGCUUCUCGUGCGGCGUCCGGAAUUGACCGAGUACUAUAA